Molecule: messenger RNA, 15270 nt
Organism: Ostertagia ostertagi
Lineage: Eukaryota; Metazoa; Nematoda; Chromadorea; Rhabditida; Trichostrongylidae
Source: the annotation of a GenBank genome assembly
AUGGACAAGUUCAAAAAAAUAGAUAAGGAGUUUUUGCUUACGGACAGUUCAUUGAACAGUUACAGUUACCGCUUACUCUCAUCGGGCUACCUGAUGAGUGAGUUUAAGAAAAAUCCCAUUGGCUACUACAUGCAUGGAAAAGAGGGAAGUGAGUUUCCCCGUGAAAUGGGUGUAUUGGUAAAAUGGGAUGACCUGCGUGCAGAUGGCGACAAAGUGUUUGGAAAGCCCUGCAUCAAUUUAAGCCACCCACGCGGACAGCGUACAGUGGAUGAAAUUGAAAGCGGUUUCUUAAACGGUGCAUCUGUUGGCCACAUUGUAGCCAUAGAAGUAAGCAGCGAGCUUACUGAUUACCUGGAAGGCCAAACAGGCCCCACAGUUAAGAAAUGGUACAACCGUGAGUGCAGCCUGGUAGACAUACCCGGUAACUACAAUGCUCUUAAGGAUUUAUUUGAUGAACAGGACAACCCCAUUAACCUGGCUGAUUUUACACCCCAAAAAUUAAAAAUGAAACAAAUCUUUUUUACCCCCGCGCAAUUAACGCUGAUGAACUUGAAAGCAGAUGCUGAUGAGGCUACUGUUACCACGGCAUUUGCCAACCUGGUUGCAAAAGCUGGCAAAGCAGACCAGUUGCAGACUGAGCUUACCACUGCCACCAAUGAGAAAAACACAGCCGUUAAAGACCUGGCUGAUUUUAAAACAGCUGCUGCGCAAACAGAGGUAAAAGAUUUGUGCGCUGCCGCCUGCAACGUAGACAAGAAAAUUACCAAGGAAGUAGCCCUCCAGCUGGAGAAAGACUACUCCGGUAACCCUGCCGGUCUUAAAAGCCUGCUGGCUGCUAUACCCGCACCCGCAGGAGUGGUGAAGUCUAUUACAGGCGCUGGCGGUGCCGCUAAAGACCUGGCUGCAAUGACCUAUGACGAACUGGAUAAAGCCGCUACUGUGGUUAAGAAGAACCUUAACGUUUUUCCGCAAGUAGCUGUAAACAGAACGGAUAGCGAGCUUACCUACGCUAUAGACACUUACUACGCAUUGCCCAGGCAGAUACAGGACAUUGAAAGUUAUGAGCUGAGCUAUGAUAAGCGCCAGAGCGUGGUGGGUGAAGAUAUGCAGGCACUGAUACAGCAGGCGAUGAACGGAUUGCUCUACCGCUGGGCACCCAAAAGCGCCACUAACGUAGGUAUGGCAGCAAACAUCAUCUUAACCGAUGGCCCCGCCACUGCUGAAGACCUGAUUGAUGAUACUGCCGCUGGUGCCAGGUCUACGUUUACAAAAAAUGCCUUCAAAAAAGUUGCUAAAAAGUACGCCAAUACAGAUAACCCUGGCCGUAUUACUGGUUUGCUUACCGCAAACCACUACCACCAGUUUUUUGAAUCGCUCAGUGAUGCAGAGAAAACAAACUUUAACAAUGUGGCCGACCUUAAAAACGGCAUCAUUGGAAGGUAUAUGGGUAUUGAUAUUCUUACCCGGAGCUCUGUACUGCGUUACCGUGGCGCAGACCUGGCCAAUUUGCAGGUAGUAGAUGAGCAGGCAGAUGCGUUUGCACCUUCAGCAGAUGACCGCGCAGCCUCUCUAUUCUACAGUGAUAACGCUGUAGAGCGUGCAAAAGGAGAUGUGAAUGUAUUUGAUAACCCAGGACAGGCACUGUACUACGCUGGCUUCUCUAUCAUGCUGGCUACAGUAGUUACAGCGCAAAGCACCCGCAAAGUUACCCAGGCAGAUACCAGUAUUAACGCAACAGGCAGUACCAUUUCUUUUACCAAUAUGGCCAGCAAGCUGAUGAGCAUUCAGGCCAGCGUUGUGAAGAUAAGCGGUACCCUGGCAGGAGAGGUUUACCUGGAUGGCACCAUUGAUGGCAACUGGAUUGCCCAGGACAGCCUGGUACUGGCAGAUGCAGCUGUAGCAACAAAGCUCUUCCCCAUAACCCGUACUAACUUUUUGAACUACCGCAUACGCUAUGUACCAACCGGCACACAAACCAGCAGAGUAACAGCAACCUACCUGCGAAGGACGGAUGACAACGGUAACCUAUUAAAAGACAUUGAUGCCAUUGAUGGCAUUGCUGGCAUUGGAGAGACGGUGCAAACCGUUGGCUUUAUCGGCAAGUGCUUCCAGGUAUUUAACCUGCUUGAUGCAGAAACGCAGGGCAUUACAGAAGUAGAGGAGCCAUUUAUGCACCGGCGCGUAAAGGGAUUCUAUGAUGAGGUUGCCGGUAAUCAGGAGUUAUGGCUGAUGGGCCUGGCUGAAACAAUGACCAUGGCCCAGGCGCUUGACAAUAACGAUGAAGAAGGUCUCAAAAAACUUGUCCGGGUAAGCAAUGGCCGGGUGCGCAAGCUGGGUGUUUGCCGCCACCCGGAUGCCGGGUACAAUGCCGGUAACGCCUUUUUUGAUGAUGACGUUGAGCAGGCUGUUUUAAAAGCCAAUACAUUUUGCCAGGCACGCCUGGCAGAGCUGGUGCCCCUGCGCGUUCUUAUUGAAGGCAGAGUGAACGAUGAGGAUAGCCUGGACAUAUUUGAACCCAAAACGGCCAAUGUAGGCAGCGCUGGUGUUGUUCUUGGUAGCACCCUGAAUGACGGAAGCGCUGCAGUAGAAACAUUGCUCGGACGUGCUGUAAAAUAUGGUGCCCAUAUAAAGGUUGGCAAAGUAGCCAACGGCCCCCUCUCUAUUAGCCAGGUAUUCAUUGGCACAAAGCUGCUAAAGGAUGUUGCCAACCUGGAUGCCCUGCACGGUAAAGGCAUCAUUUCAUUUAUGAACCACCCCAGCAAAGCCGGUUUUUAUUUUGGCGUAGACCGUAUGGCCAGCACAGACGAUUAUCGUUUGCUUGCCUUUGGCCUGGUGGUAGACAAAGCCGCUAUUGUUGCCGCCCAGACUUAUGUAGAUGAGCUGGAAGGCGAAGCCGAGGUGGAUGAUAAUGGUAACAUCAGCGAGCUGGAGCUAAAACACCUGGAAGACAGGUUGCGUCAGCAGGUACUUGCUGUAAUGCCUGGCCAGAUAAGCGGCCUCAUUAUUUACAUCAAUCCUAACCAGGAUAUUAUAAAUACCAACCGGCUGCUCAUUAAAGAGGGCAACGAAAAACCCAGCGGCAGUGUGAAGCUGCUGAAGUUUGAGGUAGACCUUAUGAACGAUGCUGCCCAGGCUAUUGGUUAUGCCCAUAUUGGCCAGGUGCCCAAAGAAGCAAUUCUUAUUACCUGUGCCUUCAAAAAAACGGCUACCAACGCCAACAAAAACAGCAUGAAGGCCAUAAGGGCCAAAGAGCGCGAAGAAAAAGAAAAGGCCCAGCGCGAUGCGUGCGAAGUACUGGCCCUCGCCCGCUAUGGAGAAGAGCACAUAAAGCAUUUGAGCAAUAAAAAUAAGGGGCUGUGGUACCUGCCGGUAUACCAGCCGGAAAGUGAUGAAAUAGCCGCCAUGGCAAUUAUGCGCCCUAUAGACCGGCAUGUACUGUCUUAUGCCAGUACCAAGAUUACAGAUGAAGGUCUGUAUGCAUUCCUGGAGUCCUGUAUGAACGAAUGUUUCCUGGAAGGUGACCGCGCAAUUAUUGAUGAUGAUGAGUUCUUUCUGCCAGCGUCAUCUGCAUUUAACAAAAUACUCGAAGGCCACAUGAUGAGCGGAGGCCUGGUAAAACUUGGCCAGAAUGCUCAGCAGACUUUUACAAAAAUGGGCAAGGCUAUUAAAACUGCAGAACAGCACAGCCGUCAAUUGGGACAGUCGUUUACUCAAACAAAUCAAAAGCUUCCAGGAACGGUUAGUUAUGUUGGGGCUUUAAAAAGAACAUUAAAGGAAGCCGCUGACGAAGCGAAGCGCCUGGCAAAGGAAAUGGGCGCUUUAGGCGGUGGUGGUGGCCGUGGUGCGGCUGGCGCUGGAGACAUAGCCAGCGCCAAAAGAGGCGGCGGUUUGGGUGGACUGGUUAGAAUGGCUAUGCCAUAUAUCAGCGCUGCUGCUAUAGCUUCUUUUGGAAUGAGCAGCGUAAAAGCAGCCAACCAGUUUGAUGCGCAAAAGACAUCAUACGGUGUAUUGGCGGGCAAUAAGGGUAUUGGUAAUGCAAUAGCGGACGAUCUGCGUGGGUUGAAAGAAAAUACCAUUAUGGGGCCAGCCGUAUACAAAAACGCCCAAAUGAUGCUUGGUUUUGGUAUAGCGGCCAAAGACAUUAAUCACGAUUUAAGAAUGCUGGGUGAUAUAUCUAUGGGUGAUGCCAACCGGUUGCAGCAUCUUACCCUGGCCUUUUCUGAAGUACAAGCUGCAGGUAAAUUAACCGGUAAAGAGGUCCGGCAAUUUGUGAAUGCCGGUUUCAAUCCACUUAUGGAAAUAAGCAAGAUGACCGGAAAGAGCAUGGCCGAAGUGCGUCAUCAAAUGCAUGAGGGUAAAAUAACAGCCCAGCAGCUUACCCAGGCGUUUGAAUCUGCUACUGGUGAAGGCGGUCGCUUUCACGGCAUGCUGGAAAAAAUGGCCAAUACUGCACUGGGUAAAGGCCAGAUGCUGGAAGGGCGCUUUGCUAGUCUAAAAAUUGCUCUUGGAGAAAGAUUGCAGCCUGCAUUUAUACAAUCUACAGACUCACUUAUUAAAUGGGUUACCUGGGCAAAACACCUGGUUGAAAUUCCAGUGGAGCAAAAACUGCAGGAAGAAAUAAAUAAAAUAAAGUCGCUGCAAGCUGAACUUGUUUCAUCCAAUACGAACCAUGCCAGGCAGGUUGAAAUAUUAAAGGAACUGGAGCAAAUUAACCCAAACAUAGUUAAGGGCAUUAAUGAACAAUCUAUAAGCUACGCAGACCUGGCCCGUAAUGUUGAUAAGGUUACCCAAAGCCUGGGCGCUAAAAUAUUUGCUGAGCGGUUCACAAAAGACAAUGCUGAUGUACUGGAAAAAUAUAACAGUGCAAAAGAGCAGCAGGCCAGUGCCAUGGGUAAGGUAAUGAGCGCUGUGGGCCAGGCCUUUCCAGGCAUUGCCCAGGACGAUAAACUUACGCUUGGACAAAAGCAGGCUUUGACAAAGCAGCGCCUGAUGCAAAUGGUGGAUAAGACUGGUGAUAUGUCUAUGCAGCCUGGAUUAUUUGGUAGCCAUAUAGAAAAAGCAACACCCUGGUUGACCAACCCCAAAACAGGGGUUAAGUACCGCGUGAACGAUAAAAGUGAUGCAAACCGAUUGCUGAUUGAGUUGCAGCAGGGAAUAUUUGCUGCGAACCAGUCCGCUGAUGUUAUUAACAGUACGUCUGGGCAGGUAGCGGUUAUUAAUAAAACAAAGGAGGCGCUGCUAAAGCAGUUUGGUAUAAGCAGCGGUGUUGAGAGUAUGGCCAAUGCUGCCGCUAUAAAAACAAAGAACGGCAAAGAAAGCAAUGCCAAUGCAGCUGAAGCUGGCAACAGUGUAUCAGGCGGCAUUACAGGUGGUGGCCCACGUGUAAUAAACAUUCAUGGGGGAACGUUUGGUUCUACGCCAUACGUAAUACCUGGCGUAAGUGACCCAGAGCCGAUGCCUGAAGGCUUCAAAAUAAGCGAACAAUACCAGGACUACCGGCAGCUGGUAACCCCUACUGGUUCACUUAUACAGGAAAAGAUUGGGCCUUACAAGCCUUUUAAGCCCAACGCCAUAAAAUGGAAGCGGAGUAUUGACAGUUACAGCGACAGCUCUUUGAUAAAAGUGCCAUCAGUGGCUAUGCUAAAAAGUGGUGGAGAUGUCUACACCAGGGUUGAAAGCGGAUUGCAGUUUAAAGAAGGCAUGAAGGUAGAAGUUGCCUGCGGUUACAACGGCAAUAACCUGGUGCGCUUUAAAGGCUUUGUACGCCGCAUUAAUUACACGCUACCGUGCGAGAUAGAAUGCGAAGGGUACAGCUACCAGCUUAGACUAAAGCAGAAUAUAAACAAGGUAUACCCCAAAGGCACCAAAAUGAAAACUGUGUUGGUAGACCUGGUUGAGGGAACUGAUAUUAAGCUUAGCAGCCGCAUACCAGAUGUUACUGUAGCAAGCGCCAUUGUAUUUAAACGGGCAACCGGCGUGCAGGUACUUGACUGGUUUAAAGACAAGAUGCUGCAAACUGUUUAUUUCAACUACGAUGAACUGUACGUGGGUCUGAAGGAAACUGAACUGAAAGGCACUGUGCGCCACCGGCUGGGCUGGAACGUGAUAAAAGACAAUGAUCUAAAGUUUAACGACCAUAAGGAGCAUGCUGAAGUAAAGAUACAGCUGCAGAGCAGAGGUGUAGACGGCGGGUUUGUUAAGGAGGUGUACGAUACAAAAUACACCAAUACAAAGGUGAAACGUGUGCAGGUUCGGUUUGAUGCUGCAUAUAUGGCCCAGAUGGCAAAAGAUUAUAAAGCCAGUUUGCUGGGUUGGGGGUACGAGGGAAUGAUUACAACUUUUGCCGUGCCAUACGUUGAACCUGGUAUGGUUGAUUCUAUUGAAGACCCAAGGUACCAGGAGCGAAACGGCAGGUACUUCAACUGCACAAAGCGGAACAAUGAUAUGAUUGACUUGCUGCACGAUAUAAACGGGGAACUGAUUUUGGCCGGCGAAGACCUGGCCACCGGUGUAAGUGAUUUGCAGCAUCAGCAGGAUUUGCUGUUGGCAGAUAAAGGAAGCAUACCGCAAUACCUUGAAGCUGGCGUAGGUGCAGCCACCUGCAUGAAAGCCCAGGGCAUUACCCUGGCUACAGAUGCCAAUCGGCCAGAUUGGGUUACAAUGUUUAACUCAACCAGCAGGGUGGCCACCUGGAAGAUCAUCUUCUAUGCUUGUGCUUUUUGCAUCAAUAUGGCGCAGCAGCUCUUUGACCUGUUCAGGAUAGAAACCGAUGAUAAAAUUAGCAGGCUAAAACCCCACAGCGCCCGGUGGUUUGCUGAAAAAGCAAAGGCUUUUCAAUAUGGCUUUAACCUGGUUGCAGAAGCCGACUAUUACAAUAAUACCGGCUUAACCGAGGCCCAGAUUAUUGCAAGCCAGGUGGUGGCCUACGCUGCCGUUGUAGAACAGCAGCGGGGCAUACGAAUAAAAGUGGCCAGGCUGGUGAAUAAUGAGCUUGCAGCCCUUACAGUGCCGCAGCUGGAUGCCUUUACGGCGUACAUGGAGCAAAUAAAACCAGCUGGUAUAAAGCUGCUGAUUACUACCGGACCGGCGGAUGACCUAAAAAGUAAACUGCGCGUGUAUUACAACCCGCUGGUAUUGUUGGCCACCGGUGGCCGCAUUGAUGGUACAGAUAGUGAGCCAGUGCAGAAUGCGCUUAAAACCUACCUCAAAAAUCUUCCAUUCAACGGACUAUUUGUGCCAAUGCUGGCUGUAGAUGCUAUGCAGAAAGUUGAUGGCGUAGAAAUUAUAAAAGACGAAUACUGGCAAGCUAGGUACGGCGCAUUGCCCUACAAUGGCAUUGACUAUGAGUAUAACCCGGAUGCAGGAUUUCUGCGGAGAAUAGACUUUACCCAGAAUGGCGGCUUUCCUGCAACACAAUACAUGACCAAGUACAUGCAGGAUAGUUUUCGCAAUUGCUUUAUGGCGCUGGCCGGUCUUAUAGGCGACAAGGUAAUUGUGAGCGGUAUGGAUGUGGUAGGUGGCCAGAUAACAAACGGCUGGAUAAGCUAUAAUGGAGAGUUGAUGCCGUUUUUGGGUGGCCCUACAGAGACUGAAUUUAUAAUUGAGGAAUUGCCUGAAAGCCGCCUGUUUAAUGAUAACACAACCAAAGAUGUGUAUUUCAAAAAACAAGCUCGAUUUGGUUCUCCAGGUAUAACGUUCGCCGAUCUAAAAAGGGUGUCAACCAUCAUUGCCUUCUUUGAAUCAUUCAAUACGCUGGUUCAAACCUUCGACGAUUUUGUUACUGAUACGAAUUUGGCAAUUACCGACCUCUACGCAAAAAUAAAAAUUGCCUAUGUAAGCUUCAUUGCAGUGGGCAAUCCAGCCGCCAAUCAACUUAUAAAUGUGGUACAUAACCAGGACAUAGCAGGCGGCAAUUAUCUGGUUUCCGGCUCUCUGGUAAGCCUGGGUGCAGAUUACAACCAGGACAAUGACACUGUAUGGAUGAACAUAUUAAAUGGAAAAGCCAGCGCCGAAACAGUAACCAACCUGGCAGCUGCUGUUUUGCCAGAGCAUUUAAACCCGGCACCCAUCGCCAAUUUCUCUUACACCUACCUGGCAGGUGUGCGUGGCGAUGGACUGGUGCGCGACAGUAUACUGCUAAAUGGUGUGUGGGUAAAAGGGAUUGCGACUGAUGGAAGCAUUGACAGUACUGCCAAUAAGAUUGCAUCUGUUAAAUGGGUUUUAGAAUGGAUUCUUACCCACGGCGGCAGUGGCGGUGGCAGCGGUGCCAAUAAUUUUUUGCAAGGCCAUACAUUUGAUACACUUACUGGAUUGUUCAGCUCAACCCGGAGUGGACUUUCUCCUGUAUCGGUGAACAUUGACGGCAGGUAUGUUAAGCUUACCGGUAGUUAUGCUAAUCCCUCCUGGUUAACCAGCGUGGCAUGGGGUAAGCUCACCGGCGUACCUUCUACGUUUGCACCAUCAGCCCAUACACAUGCAGAAAGUGAAGUAACCAACCUAGUAAGCGAUUUAGCAGGCAAGGCACCUACCUCACAUAAUCAUACGCUGAGCCAGUUGUCACAGAGCGGAGCCACUACCAACCAGGUUGCACAAUGGAACGGCAGCGCGUGGGUACCGGCAACCGUUUCAACCGGUGGUUAUACGCCACCUGGUGACAAUACUAAAAUACUGGAUGGCACCGGAGCUGCCAUUACUCCUACAAAAUCAUUGGUUGGCCUUGGUAGUGUUGACAAUACGCCUGAUGCCAGCAAGCCGGUAAGCACUGCGCAGGCUGCUGCCAUUGCUUUAAAAUACGAUGCCACCAACCCGGCAGGGUAUGUUACCAGCGCUGGCGCUGCCUCUGCUGCGCCGGUUCAGAGUGUUGCCGGUAAGACCGGAACCGUAUCACUUGUAAAGGGAGAUGUUGGCCUUGGUAGUGUAGACAAUACAGCUGAUGCCAGCAAGCCAGUAAGCACUGCGCAGGCUGCUGCCAUUGCUUUAAAAUACGAUGCCACCAACCCGGCAGGGUAUGUUACCAGCGCUGGCGCUGCCUCUGCUGCGCCGGUUCAGAGUGUUGCCGGUAAGACCGGAACCGUAUCACUUGUAAAGGGAGACGUUGGCCUUGGUAGUGUAGACAAUACAGCUGAUGCCAGCAAGCCAGUAAGCACUGCGCAGGCUGCUGCCAUUGCUUUAAAAUACGAUGCCACCAACCCGGCAGGGUAUGUUACCAGCGCUGGCGCUGCCUCUGCUGCGCCGGUUCAGAGUGUUGCCGGUAAGACCGGAACCGUAUCACUUGUAAAGGGAGACGUUGGCCUUGGUAGUGUAGACAAUACAGCUGAUGCCAGCAAGCCGGUAAGUACCGCUCAGCAGGCGGCAUUGAAUAUAAAAUUAGACUCUAUAAAGGCUAUUAACGAUUCUACAUUCAGGCAAUGGAAGAACGGCACCUAUACAGAUGUAGUAAUUAAGGGCGGCAAAGUAAAGUUGCAGGUAGAUUAUACCAGGGGCUUAAGUACGAUCGGAGAUUCUAUGCUUACCAUGGAUUUGAAGACUGUGGAUGGCGUAUCUCCAUACGGCAAUGGUAAUAUUGUUACCACCGGCAGAGGCAAGUGGUAUACCGUGACUGAAGCGCCUACGGUUGUAAUUGACCUGGACAGCGGCAAGCUUCAGAAGGUUUCUCUUACUGCCAACCGGCUUAUAUCUUUCACCCAUGUUCACGAAGGCUCAUACAUUGAACUUUGGUUUUACCACUUAACUGCGGGUGCUAAGAUUACCAAUAUGCCCGCAGAUGAACCGUGGGACAGGCAAUGGGCGACAGGAUUGAAUGAGCGGACGGUGUACAAGGGAACUUAUGACAGCGCGGCUGGCGUGUGGAACUGGAGCGUUGAUGUGCAUCCUGUAUCAACCUCUAUGGUGAUGGUGCAGCAGUCUGAACAUGAGAUGACUGCUUACCUGAAACUGACCCCUAAUAAGUAUGCGUAUUUCACCGCAGGAAAGGCUUUAGGUAUUACACACAAAUGGUGGCAUACUGACAUCUAUACAGAUAGCCUUUCUGCCAAUGGAUACCGCGCAACAAUAAAAAAAUCAGCCGAUACCCUGGCUAUUGUUGGUGGCAUGACAUUUACCCCCGGAUUAAGUGGCGCAAUGUCAGUUAAGGAAAUGAAGCAAAUGACGCUUGAUUUCAUUAACCACCCGGCCAUCUAUAAAAAUGGCGGUAAGCCGGUAAUUGCUGUUUACAAUUUUGACAGCUUGAAAUUUGUGCAAUGGGUAGAUACAAUGGCCGCUUAUGGAUAUGCGUCCAAUAGCUACCUGCGCAUGGUAUCUACAUCUGCUUACCCGCAAUAUCAGUACUGGUUAACGCCUGCCAGAUGGGUAAACAAUGUUGGCGUUAUAGAGGAUAGUGCCAGCGCUGCCCAGGUUUACAAUUUCAAUCCCCUGGUUGACGGCUUGAUGAAUUUUAGCGGCGACAAAGCCACCAGCAUAGAUUCACUGGCAAAAAACAGGGUUAUUCUUGAAAACUCCUGCAUUACAAAGGCAAGUAACGCACGCGGAAAACUUUCUUAUGCAGGGUACACAGUAAUGUACCAUAAUGACGCUGUUCAGAACUGGGAUAUUGGAUUACGCGGCGCUGAUUCUGUUUUAAUGGCAUUGGUAAACAUGCCGGUAAACAAUCGGCCGACUUUUGUAGGCCCGUCCACUUCCAAUGAUAUGAACGAGCUGACAAAUGCAGGCGCUGCUUUCACGACUGUAACAAAUGGAGUAUUUUAUCAACCCGAUUUAAGUGCUCAUUAUUACGAGGCUACCGGCGCAUUUCCUUCAAUGGAUAAAAGCGGUAUUACAGAAUUUUUCAGGCCGCACAUGAAUGCCUUAAAGAAUGGAGCUACAACGCUCAGCUAUCCGCAAAACAGAAUUGUAGCUAAAUACGGAUUACACCCGCGUAAUGCUACACCAUCGAAUGUUAUACCGUCUGCCCUGGUACCAUACCGUUAUGCAGAUAGUUUGAUGAUUACACAAACGAAGUGGAAUGCUUCGCGCGCCGCCAAUACACCGGCAUGGGUGGCAGGAAAUAAAUGGGCACUAUAUGACCGCAUUGAAAUGGCCGUGUGGCUUACCGAUUCGGCUUACCUGGUAAUUAAUGGCAAUGUAUCACCUACAAAGUACGGCCCUGGAAAAGGCUUCUAUUCAAUUGCAGCACCAACUACAGGACUUCCUAUUAUACCAUCAUUUGCCAUACGUGUUGGCGGUACGGAUAUAGUAAGCGUUUCAGGCAGUCAGGCAAUUACAACCUCUACAUGGCCGGGACACCUGCUCGCUAUUGGCCAGGGAGAAAAGCACGUAUGGAAUACCGGCAAUACCGUUUAUAUGGAUAUGGACAGCGGAGUUGCUACCGGCGCGUUUCGUAUGGCUGUAGCGCCUGUUAUAAGCAGCGCGGUUUAUGUGUUUGUGCCAGACCCGACAACUGGCUAUACCAAAAGGGUUCUUGCUUCUUCAUUAGUAGGCAGCGGCAGCGGCACCGUUAAAAUAUUACAGUACCUGGUAGCAGCAACUAAGGACAGCACAUUUGCACAUGACUCAAUACGGGGAAGGCAGAUUGAUGUCUACAGAAGCGGAAAGCGGCUUUACCCUGGUGUGGAUUAUAUAUUCAAUGAUACGACUGUUACUUUCCGGCCAUUCUGCCGGCAAUAUGAACCCAUCAGGAUAGAAUAUGGCAGCUUCAAUGUAACAACCAUUGUACCAGGCGGAGGCGGUGGCUACACUCCUCCAGCUGUGUUGCGUGACCUGGUUCUUGAAACACGAACCGCCGGAUUGUCGGCAUCUGGAACAUCUCCACGUAACUAUGAUGGUGGCACAACCUGUGGCGGCUAUCUAAACACUGGUGUAUCAGACAGCAUCUUGCCUGCCAGUUAUAAUGGCCGUAUACAGUGGCAGACAAUAGGCACCAAUUCUAACAACUGUAUUGUCGGCCUGAAAGCAUCAGCUACAAACGAACCAUACAGGACAGGGUCAGUAAAUAAUUUUGCUGUUGGAGCCAUGAGGCUUGGUACUGAGCUGUAUGUUCUGAAUGGAAUAGCUGAUAUUGUUGGUACAGGCAUAAAUGUAAGCGGAGAUAUUUAUUUAUCCAUCAAUAAGACAGGCACGGUCUACACGCUUGAAACCUCCACAACCGGCGUUGAUGGUAGCUGGACAGUUAGAUACACUUUCAGCUAUACGGACAACGUGAAUUUGCACGGCUGCGAUUACUGGAAGCUCUAUGAGUUUCCCAGCUGGGAGACAAUCAUGCUGCGCAACUUAAAAAUAAGCAGCGUGGCUGAUACAGUUCUUGUGCUGGAUAGCGGCAUAGUUAAGAAGGUGCAUAAGUCUGCGCUUGGUUUUGGUUCAGCAACAUGGGGAAGCAUCGGGGGUACAUUGAGUUCACAGACUGACCUGGUAAGCGCCUUGGCGGGUAAGGCUGCUACAACGCACACACAUGCAGAGAGCGACAUAACCGGCUUGGUGUCUGAUUUGGCAGGUAAGGCUGCAACAUCGCAUAGUCAUGCACUGAGCGACUGGACGCAAAGUGGAGCAACUACUAACCAGGUGGCACAAUGGAACGGAAGUGCCUGGGCACCUGCAACCCUUUCAGGCGGUUCAAACUGGACAAUAAGCGGUGCGGAUAUUUAUCGGAAUAGUAAAGUUUCGAUAAAUAAUGCCGCCAUUGGUGAUAGUGCAUUUCACGUUACAGGUGGAGAGCAUAUAACUGGUAGUUUAUUGGUUGACGGAUGGAUAAGGAAUCCGAAAUUUUGGAUUGGUACACCGCAGCUUGGUACUAUGUUCUAUUGGAAUGCAGAUGGAAGCCUUUCACAGAUAACCGGCACCAGCGGCCAGUAUGUUCAAUGGAGUGGUGGCGCGCCAAUCUUUGCUACUGCGGAUGCUUCUCCUGCAAGUAGCAGCAUAAACGCGGUUCAAUCUGGCGGCGUAUUUACCGCCCUGGCUGGAAAGGCUGACAAGGUUAUUACAACACAGGGAGAUUUAGUUAUUGGUAACGUCAGUGGUAUAGGUGCAAGACUUCCUAUUGGUAGCAAUACUCAGGUAUUAACCUCCAACGGUACUACCGCAAGCUGGCAGACACCAUCGAGCGGCUUUGCCAACCCAAUGACAACAGCUGGAGAUGUUAUAUAUGGCGGUUCCGGAGGAGCUGGUUUAAGGCUUCCGGCUGGCACAUCUACACAGGUAUUACACAGCGGUACAACGCCAUCAUGGGGCGCUGUUGGAUUAACAACAGAUGUAUCUGGCAUAUUGCCAGUGGCCAAUGGAGGCACCGGUACUGCAUCACCUGGCAUUGUACAGGGUACAGGUAUCACGGUAACAGGUACAUGGCCAAACCAAACGGUCAAUACUUCUGCAAUGGUUAGUCCUAUGACUACGAUUGGAGAUUUAAUACAGGGAACUACAGCAGGAGCGCCUGCCAGGCUGGCCAGCGUUGCUACAGGUAACGCUUUAAUAUCGGGCGGUGUUGGUACAGCAUCCAGUUGGGGAAAGAUUGGCCUUACAACCCAUGUAAGCGGUACGCUGCCUGUGGCUAAUGGAGGCACCGGUGCGACUGCUUCUACAGGUUCGGGUAACGUUGUACUUGCAACAUCGCCAUCACUGGCCGGUACGCCACUGGCAACAACCGCAACGGCAGGUACCAAUACUACACAAAUUGCGACUACGGAAUUUGUAACAAACGCAACACCAUUCAGGUACUCAGCUACAGCAGAUGUAACUGUGGCAAAUACUACAACUCUUACAACCCUGUUAAGUGCUACACAACGGGGUUCAAAUAUAUUGGCUGCUAAUAGCCUCAUAGUUGGUAGCAGGGUGAUAAUGGAAGGUGAAGGUAUUAUAAGCACAGCGGCCAGCGGCACGGCGUUCGUGAUGAACCUGAAAAAUAGCAGCAGUUCUAUUAACUGUUCGGGCAUUCUUUCAUUGAGCUUGACUAAUUCGCCAGUAGAAUUCAGCGGAGCUAUUGAUAUUACCCAGACCAACGGCGGUAAUACCCUGGCCAGUGGUGAUACAUUGGCUGUUACUGGCACAUUUAGUAGCACGGCUAUUCACGGCAUCACCGGCACAAGGAUUUUUAUUGAUGCUUCCGGCGCAACGGUUACCAGCCCUUAUCCAGCUUACCAGCAGGACGAGUGGUAUGAUUUGGAUGGGGUGACUAUUGCCGGUUUUUAUUUUCACAACUGGUAUGGCUUUACAAAAAUGAACCGGUAUGUACAUGAUUGCAAGCUGCUCAAUAUUCGUGUUGUGAAUGAUGCCGGAAGUCACCCGGAAGGCUAUAUAAAUCAGCCGUGGAUGCAGUGGGAUAAAGCGGCCACUACAGAUAUGGUAUUUGCUGGCGCUAAGAGCAAAACUUUUUAUAAUGAUACAAUACAGGGUUGCUACUUUGACGGCUUUGCAAAUACGAUCGUAAUUCGUAUCGGUAGCAACUGGAACGGUACUGACAAUGAAAUAAACCGCAGCAUUGCGCUUGACUUCAGGUUUAUUGGUGACACAUUCAAAAAUGUUAUAAGAACAACAGGCGGCAGUGUUGGGGCCAUCAGUGGCACCGGCUUUAAGUGUUAUAUGGAUAAAAUGGUUUUCCAGAAUAUUGACGGCGUAGGAAGCGCCAAUGCCAGCCACAACGAAACAGUAUUAUGGUAUGGAACAAUCAGAAUGCUUCGGUCUAGGCAAUCGGGCUGCUACGCUGCCAUGCUGCGCAAUGUGGCGCUGGCCUGGACUGGUCUGCCAGGCUACAGGAACGGGGAGUUCAGCGCCUGGGCUGGCAAUAUAGUUGACCAUCAGCUGAGCUACAGCGGCGCUGAGUUCACUACAAGCAAUGCAGGCAACCGUAAUACUGGCAAUGGCUUCUACCCCUGCCAGGUCUAUUCUGUUUACAACAGCACAUUCAACACAGUGGCCAGAAGCUACAAUAGCCCAUAUUAUUACUACGGCUUUGCUGGUUGCGAUGUGGUGAAUGUUGAUACCGUUACCGCCAACUAUAAUGCCGGUAGUAAGAUAGAGCGGGAUUAUCUGGACUUCCGCGCUACAUGGGACAGUGUAAACAGGAAGAUGAUUGUAGCUGUGAUUGGCGGAGCGCCAACGGUUCUGACAACAACUGGCAACCGGAUUUUUGAAACGCAAAGCAGCGCCGUCUUUUUGGAUACAGCUGCAUUUGUGCCAGGUUUCUCACUUAAGCUGGCAACGCCAGUGUUGUUGUUGGCCAUGGGCCGCUUGGUUUGUUCCUGGGCUUUGUAUUUGUUGCUCUUAUUUGUGCAGCCAUUAGCGUGCUGA